CCUGGGGUUGAGUUACUGCGAGGCAGAAUUUCUCGAAGAAAUCGGAAUAAGGACGAAUUAAAGCGAUAGGACGCUGCUUGUAGGAGACUUCGCAGCCACGUACUUUUUUUUCGGGAAGCGAGUGCUGCGUGUUGUGGACGCCACCCAGAAAACUAAAAUUGUGCAAGCUCUAGCCGGGAAGCGUAGCCGUAAAUUGUGCCAUUUGUUAGAUAAAGUUCCCGGUGGGAAAUUGUUUGUCGCCUCCGAACGGCAGCCGUUUUUUCGUGUCAUAUACAGCAACGCAAGGGAAAAGCAUCAUGCAUCUGGGAGCACAAAAGCUAGCGCUUAAGCAGAAAGAGGCAAAGCUUGCCGCAGCCUUCCCCAAGGGAAUACAGUGCCAGAAAUGUUUGGAAUUCGGCCACUGGAGCUACGAGUGCAAGGGCAAACGCAAGUAUCUGCACCGCUCUUCGCGGACUCAGGUACUGAAGGUUAACAUGAAGAAGCUGCACAACAAACAGGCCAACGAUGGGAACGGCAAUCAAGCACCGCCAGGGACGACCGAUGGCGUAACGAAACGCAGCGGAAAGGAUAAGAACAAGUCAGGGGAUGGAUCGUCCGGAUCAUCGGAUAGUAGCGAUAGUAGCAGCAGCAGUAGCAGCAGCUCCUCGAGCAGUUCUAGCGGAAGCAGCAGCAGCAGCAGUGAUAGCGAUAGUGGCACCGAUAGUAGCAGUAGUAGUAGUAGUAGUAGUAGCUCCUCGAGCAGUUCCAGCGGAAGCAGCAGUAGCAGCAGCAGCGAAAACUCCAGCUCGUCCGAAGAGGCGGCUGGCAAAGUGAGCAAAAAGAAAAAGCUACCUAGCAAAUCCAAGGACAGCAGUGUGGCCAACGGACGAAAGGAGAAAAAGAAAAAGGUUCUCAGGAAACGAAAGCAUGGCAAAAGGAGCGGUGAUAAUUCGAGCAGCGAAAGCGAAGGAUCCUUGCAGUCAGACGAAGAGGACCGAAAGAAAAAGAAGAAACGUCGCAAAGGAGCCGAAUAGGGCGCUUCCGCGCGAUCUCCGCGCUUCGAAUCUUCAUCACCAUCCAUCUCUUCUACAACUAACCGAUAAACGCCCCUUGGGCGACAAACUACUAAACUAAUAAUCUUGAUCCUGCCGCCACCAAAGGCAGGAGGUAGCCACACAUUUAUUCCAUAAAAAGUAAUCGUCUAAAUUGUUGUACAUACUGGUCAUGCAGAAAAAAAAGCAUAAAUUGGAACACAUAAUCUUACAUAUAAACCACCGUAAAUAAAACAUACAAAAGUAGCGAGACAUUACGCUUCGGCAGC
Molecule: messenger RNA, 1300 nt
Organism: Anopheles darlingi
Lineage: Eukaryota; Metazoa; Arthropoda; Insecta; Diptera; Culicidae
Product: zinc finger CCHC domain-containing protein 10-like
Exons: 4
Coding region: 297-1013 (238 amino acids)
Molecular function (GO): nucleic acid binding; zinc ion binding
Source: RefSeq, a predicted model, not a curated record